Molecule: messenger RNA, 2151 nt
Organism: Eutrema salsugineum
Lineage: Eukaryota; Viridiplantae; Streptophyta; Magnoliopsida; Brassicales; Brassicaceae
Product: pentatricopeptide repeat-containing protein At2g06000
Exons: 2
Coding region: 83-1690 (535 amino acids)
Molecular function (GO): protein binding
Source: RefSeq, a predicted model, not a curated record
AAAAAAAAAAAUCUCAGAUGAGGUUGACAAAAACAAGCCCUAGCUCCUCCCAAAUCUCAUCCGCCGAUUCUGUCACUCCGUUAUGAUCCGAGCAUCCUUCGCCACCACCAUUGGCCUUUUCCACUCGCACACUCAUGGAGGAGCUCAAGCUCGUCCUUUACAGAGCAAUACACGGGAAGUGAUCCAGUGCCCCGAAGCUUGGUUAGUCAAAAUCGUCUCUACUUUAUUCGUCUAUCAAGUUCCAGACUCCGAUCUCUGUUUUUGCUACCUGAGCAAGAAUCUCAAUCCGUUUAUCGCCUUCGAGGUUGUGAAGAAACUGGAUAAUCCCCACAUUGGGUUUCGGUUUUGGGAGUUUAGUAGAUUCAAGCUCAACAUUCGCCAUUCUUUCUGGACUUAUAACUUGCUUACGAGGUCGCUUUGUAAAGCCGGUUUACACGAUUUAGCUGGGAAGAUGUUUGAGUGUAUGAAGAGUGAUGGUGUUUCUCCGAAUAGUCGGUUAUUAGGAUUUUUGGUGUCUUCUUUCGCUGAAAAGGGUAAGCUUCAUUUCGCUACUGCGUUGCUUCUUCAAUCUUACGAGGUUGAAGGUAGUUCUAUGGUGGUGAACAGUUUGUUGCAUACGUUAGUGAGGUUGGAUCGUGUGGAAGAUGCGAUGAAGCUUUUCGAUACACAUCUUAGGAGUCAGUCUUGUAAUGAUACAAGGACGUUUAACAUUCUGAUUCAAGGUUUGUGUGGGAUAGGAAAAGCACACGAAGCAUUAAAGCUUUUGGGUGAGAUGAGCAGUUUUGGUUCUUCACCUGAUAUCGUCACGUAUAAUACUCUUAUUAAAGGGUUUUGCAAGAGUAAUGAGCUGAACAAAGCGAAUGAGAUAUUUAACGAGGUUAAGUCAAGAAAUGGUUGUUUUCGGGAUGUUGUUACUUAUACUUCGAUGAUGUCAGGGUACUGCAAAGCUGGAAAGAUGCGAGAAGCGUCUCUUUUGUUAGAUGAAAUGGUUGGUUUGGGAAUGUACCCAACUAAUAUAACGUUUAAUGUUCUUGUCUAUGGUUAUGUGAAAGCCGGUGAGAUGUCUUCUGCGGAAGCCAUUCGCAGGAAAAUGGAUUCUUUUGGCUGUUUCCCAGACGUUGUGACCUUCACUACUUUAAUUGACGGAUACUGCAGAGUUGGACAAGUGAACAAAGGGUUUAGUCUUUGGGAAGAAAUGAGCGCGAAAGGAAUGUUUCCUAAUGCCUUUACCUAUUCUAUUCUUAUCAACGCGCUCUGUAAAGAGAAUAGGCUGCUCAAGGCUCGUGAGCUUUUGGGUCAGUUAGCUUGUAUGGACAUUGUCCCGAAACCGUUUUUGUAUAACCCUAUUAUUGAUGGGUUUUGUAAAGCUGGAAAGGUCAACGAGGCGAAUGUUAUUGUGGCAGAGAUGGAGAAGUUUAGAUGCAAACCAGAUAAGAUCACAUUUACAAUUCUUAUAAUUGGGCAUUGCAUGAAAGGAAGGAUGUGUGAAGCAAUCAGCAUUUUCCACAAAAUGGUGGCAAUAGGUUGUUCACCGGAUAAGAUUACAGUGAGUUCUUUGUCAUCUUGUCUUCUUAAGGCUGGAAUGGCUAAGGAGGCCUAUCAGCUAAACCAGUUUGCAGUAAAAGGACAAAGCAAUGAUGUAGCACCUCUAGAGAGGAAAGCGGGAAAUGUAACUAUGGCUGCCUGCUAGGUUUUUGAUUCAAUAUCCCUGUACAUUGGCGUUUUCUACCAUCAUGCAUUCUCUACUCUGUUAGGCGUAAUAGGAAGCCGAACUGAAAAACAUACAAAAACUCACAGGUAAGAACUAAGACAAUGUUCAACUUGAUUUUGGCUGCCAAAUGUGCUUAGACAAUGGCUGACUAGCAAAGAUCCAAAAAGCUUCACAGUUCUAAGUUAAAACCAUGCGAGGAAAAAUGCCUGCGCGAAGAACUUCUAAAUGCACAAAUUUCAUAAACCCAAAGUCUGAAGCUGUUUGCCUUGAGGUUUGGAAGAGCUGGUUAUCUGAGUAUUUUUUUUGGAGGAACCGGUUUGGUUGCAUGAGUCUUGUAAUUGGUUUGAGAGUGAAGGAGACGAUGUAUCUCUCUUUGGUUUUGGUUUAUCUUGUCACAAAAUUAAUGUCAAAGCAAGCUUAAUUAUCUCUAACAAAGAUGU